AUGGCUCUCCAUCUUGCACUUUUAUGUGCCAAAGCAUUUUCCUGCUGUCAGUCCUCUGCUAAGAGCCCGACCAGCAUGGAUUCUUCACUGACUGCAGCUCAGAUCCGCGAAAAGUUUAUUGACUUUUUCCGUCGUCAUGAGCACCAGUACGUUCAUUCGUCCUCCACCAUUCCGCUGGACGACCCCACGUUGCUCUUUGCCAACGCUGGCAUGAACCAGUUUAAGCCGAUUUUCCUGAACACCAUCGACCCGUCUCACCCCAUGGCCAGACUUCGCCGUGCUGCUAACACACAGAAAUGCAUCCGUGCUGGAGGAAAACACAAUGACCUGGAUGACGUGGGGAAAGAUGUGUACCACCACACCUUCUUUGAGAUGUUGGGCUCCUGGUCCUUUGGAGACUACUUCAAACAACUGGCCUGUAAGAUGGCUCUGGAGCUGCUGACCCAGGAGUUUGGCAUUCCCAUUGAGCGCCUGUACGUCACCUACUUUGGGGGGAACGCAGAUGCCGGCCUGGAGCCUGACCUGGAGUGUAAACAGAUUUGGCUGGACUUGGGAAUGGAGGAGAGCCGCAUUCUGCCUGGCAGUAUGAAGGAUAAUUUUUGGGAGAUGGGUGAUACAGGCCCCUGUGGUCCCUGCAGUGAGAUUCACUAUGAUCGCAUCGGAGGGCGAGACGCCGCCCACCUGGUCAACAUGGAUGACCCCAACGUGCUUGAGAUCUGGAACCUGGUGUUUAUUCAGUACAACAGAGAGUCAGAGACAGAGCUGAAGCCCUUGCCUAAGAAGAGCAUUGAUACUGGGAUGGGUCUGGAGAGACUGGUGUCUGUACUGCAGAAUAAAAUGUCUAAUUACGACACAGACCUCUUCAUCCCUUACUUUGAGGCCAUCCAGAAGGGCACUGGUGCCAGGCCGUACACUGGCCAGGUUGGUGCAGAGGACACAGAUGGCAUAGACAUGGCAUACCGUGUCCUAGCAGAUCACGCCCGCACCAUCACCAUCGCUCUGUCUGACGGAGGAAGACCCGAUAAUACAGGGAGAGGGUAUGUACUGAGGAGGAUUCUGCGUCGUGCUGUGCGUUACUCACAUGAGAAGCUGGGUGCUCAGAGGGGUUUCUUUGCCUCCCUGGUGGAUGUGGUGGUGGAUUCUCUGGGCGCUGCUUUCCCUGAGCUGAAGAAGGAUCCGGACAUGGUUAAAGACAUCAUUAACGAAGAGGAAGCGCAGUUCCUCAAGACACUAAGCAGGGGGCGACGUAUCCUCGACCGCAAGAUUCAGAGCAUGGGAGACAGCAAGACCAUUCCAGGUGACACUGCCUGGUUGUUGUAUGACACUUAUGGUUUCCCUCUGGACCUGACUGCACUCAUCGCUGAGGAACGAGGGAUGGGCGUGGACAUGGAGGGCUUUGAGGAGGAGAAGAAAGCUGCUCAGUUGAAGUCCCAGGGAAAGGGUUCUGGAGAUGAAGACCAGAUUAUGUUGGAUAUUUAUGCUAUUGAGGAGCUGAGGAACAAGGGCAUCCCUGCCACUGACGACGGCCCCAAAUACCGCUACAGCUCUGACGAUAACGGCAACUAUGUGUUUGAGCAGGCUGUGGGCACUGUACUGGCUCUGAGAAGAGAACGAGCGUUUGUGGAUGAGGUGACCACAGGACAGGAAUGUGGGGUGCUGUUGGAUCAGACGUCUUUUUAUGCUGAGCAGGGAGGCCAGACAUUCGAUGAGGGUUACAUGCUUAGAGAGAACGACUCAGCAGACGAUCGAAUGGAGUUCACGGUAAAGAAUACUCAGGUACGAGGUGGCUAUGUGCUGCACGUUGGAACAGUUUAUGGCACACUGAGGGUUGGAGAUCGCCUCACUCUGCAUGUCGACGAGGCUCGCCGUAGGCCUGUCAUGAGUAAUCACACUGCUACACACAUCCUGAACUUUGCUCUACGUGGUGUUUUGGGGGAGGCAGACCAGCGGGGCUCUCUCGUUGCUCCAGACCGCCUGCGUUUCGAUUUUACCGCCAAAGGAGCUCUGAGCACAGGGGAGGUGCGCCGCACAGAGGAGAUCGCCUGUGCCAUGAUCAAGGAUGCCAAGCCUGUCUUUGCAAAGGAGGCUCCGUUGGCUGCAGCCAAAGCCAUCCAGGGCUUGCGUGCCGUGUUUGAUGAGACGUAUCCUGACCCGGUCCGGGUGGUGUCCAUUGGUAUUCCUGUAGAAGAGCUGCUCUCUGAUCCAGACAGCGCUGCCGGCUCACUCACAUCCAUCGAGUUCUGUGGUGGAACGCAUCUACAGAACUCAGAUCAUGCUGCUCCUUUCGUGAUCGUGUCAGAGGAGGCCAUUGCCAAGGGGAUCCGUCGCAUCGUCGCAGUGACGGGAGCAGAAGCCCAGAAGGCUCAAAGGAAAGCGGAUGCCCUCAGGCAGGCACUGUCAGCUCUGGCAGAGAAGGUGAAGGCUCAAACUGCCCCCAGUAAAGAUGUGCAGAAAGAAAUCGCCGACAUGACAGAAUCCUUGGGCACUGCAGUAAUCUCUCAGUGGCAGAAGGAUGAGAUGAGAGAGACUCUGAAAGGACUGAAGAAGACCAUGGAUGACCUGGACCGCGCCAGCAAGGCAGACGUCCAAAAAAGGGUUCUGGAGAAGACGAAAGAAAUCAUUGACAGUAACCCCAACCAGCCUCUUAUCGUCAUGGAGAUGGAGAGCGGAGCAUCUGCCAAGGCUUUAAACGAGUCUCUGAAGUUGUUGAAGACUCACUCUCCACAGACGGCUGCAAUGCUCUUCACCGUGGAUAACGACGCUGGCAAAAUCAUCUGUCUGUGCCAAGUCCCUCAGGAUGUUGCAAAUCGUGGUCUGAAGGCCAGUGAGUGGGUGCAGAAAGUCUGCCCCCUGCUGGAUGGAAAAGGUGGAGGCAAAGACAUGUCUGCCCAGGCAACAGGCAGAAAUACACACUGCAUACAGGAAGCCUUGCAGCUGGCCAACGAGUUCGCCCGUCUCAAACUUGGCGAAAACUAGGGCAUGCACAGAAGAGAGGAGUUUGAUCCUGGAGAGAGGAGAUGUCUUUUCAAUCCACCUCCUGCUCUUUCACAGAAUGAUCAUACUGGAAUGAUCCAGUGAUGCCUGUUCUUUUUUUUUUUUUUUCCCACAUUGAGAUGGGAAGUUGUACAGAAAUUGUUUCACUUGUCAUUAAGUUGAGUGAGGGAAAGAGUUGGUGGGCCCUAUCCCUUUAGUGGGGUAAGGCAGCUUUUCUGUAUGUGUGUGUGUGUGUGUGUGUGUGUGUGUGCACGUGUGCGUGCGCAUCACACCAUCCUUGGUAAUAUUUAAGCACAUGUUGAGUCUGCCUAAUGCUCUCUUAUUGGUUAGUUUAAUUCUGAUUGACAGAUGUGGGUGUCAUGCUGCUAGAUGAAAGACCCCUUGUCACUAAUGGUAUAAGUCUCUCACUCUCUCCUUCUCCUUGUCCUUCUCUCUCUUUUCCACCAGACAUACCGUGUCACAUGUCUCUGUAAAGCCAUCUCUGUGUGUCGACAUUUGAACAAACUGUCCCAGUCUUAGCAGACUGGUGUUUCAGCAACAUCAGAUAGAGUAGCUGUAAUAUAGUCUCUCUGUGGAGAAACAAGCCAUCUGUCUGUAAUAUGCAUCUAAAUCAUUCAUUACUGAUAGUAAUGCAGCAUAAUGACUUAAAAGAGGAAUGACUAACUUAAAGUUCAUUGUUGUCCUGUGGAUUAAUGUCUGUUGAAACAUGAUAUGGAUAUGAGUAAUAUAAAUAUUAUAUCCAAUGUUGGACAAAUAAAUUUUGCAUUCAGGAAUA
This is a messenger RNA of Chanos chanos (milkfish), 3769 nucleotides long. It is a transcript of the gene aars1, whose product is annotated as alanyl-tRNA synthetase 1. Gene Ontology annotation, cellular component: cytoplasm; mitochondrion. Lineage: Eukaryota; Metazoa; Chordata; Actinopteri; Gonorynchiformes; Chanidae. The coding region runs from base 1 to 2976 and encodes 991 amino acids. The transcript is spliced from 21 exons. Gene Ontology annotation, molecular function: nucleic acid binding; ATP binding; alanine-tRNA ligase activity. The record is from RefSeq and is a predicted model, not a curated record. Gene Ontology annotation, biological process: alanyl-tRNA aminoacylation.